Molecule: messenger RNA, 1965 nt
Organism: Diplodia corticola
Lineage: Eukaryota; Fungi; Ascomycota; Dothideomycetes; Botryosphaeriales; Botryosphaeriaceae
Product: rna polymerase iii rpc4
Exons: 2
Coding region: 1-1965 (654 amino acids)
Biological process (GO): transcription by RNA polymerase III
Cellular component (GO): RNA polymerase III complex
Molecular function (GO): DNA binding
Source: RefSeq, a predicted model, not a curated record
AUGCCACCCAAGGCCGACGGAACAACGAGGGGACGCGGCGCCAGGCGUGCCCGGGGCACCAGCACCCGCGGCCGCGGCGGCCGUGGCGGCGCGCAGGCCGCAGCCGCCUCCAAACAAUCCAAGGAUACCGCUCCUCCAGCGAAAGAGCCUAAUGCCGCCGACGAAGACUCUCUGUUCGUUCCCAAGGACGACCCUGUGCCCGAGGCGAGCGCUGCGCCAGUCGCCGACGUCUCCAUGACCGACGCCCACAUCGCCUCCACCACCGAGCCCACCAACACCAACACCGCAGCUGACGCCAGCGCUGGCGCAUCGCGUCCUGAAGAUGCCCGCGUAUCCGCGGUUCGCGGCUCACAAACCCCUGCUGCUUCACCCGCGCCGUCGACCGGCGCGAGUCGUGGCGGCAAAAAGGCAGGAGCGCGCAUGCCCACCUUCAAGGGCCGCAGAAGCAAGGAGGAACGUGAGGCCUUGGAGGCCGAGGCCGAGAGGAAGAGGAGGGAGAAGCUCCAAGAACUCAGCAAUGAGGCUGGUCGCAGCAGAGGAGACCGUGGCAGGGGACGUGGUCGGGGAGAUCGUGGUGGGCGGGGUGGCCGCGGCGGAUACAUGGGCCAGAGAGGUUUCGAGGCAAGCCUAAAACAAGACAUGGGUGGUGUAUUUGCCUCCGGAACUGUGAACGAGAACCGCUCGCGUAUGAUCCAUCGCGGAAAGACUUUUGGAGCCUCCUCCAUGCAGGGCAAAGUCAAGCGCGAGCGCACAGUUAUCAGGCCGGAUGGCAACAAUGACGGAGUCAAGGCUGAAGACGACGAAGAGGGUUACAUCUCGUCUGAUCCUGAGAUCGAGAUGUUAGGACCUCGCCAGGACGUUGAUAACAUUGAAACGAUUAACCUCGUUAGCGAUGAUGAAGAUGGGGAUAUUGAGAUGGCAGGCGGCCCUUCGCAAUCAAGGCGCAGCAAAACUAGGUUCAACACUCCUGGGCUCGCUCCGAUCCGCAUUCGCCGCAGAGAGCACGAAAACGCGCCGCGUAAAAUCACGGCAGAGGCACCAGGAGACCCGGAGAUCAAGACCGAGCCAGACACAUCUUCGCCUCGGAAGGGCAAGGGAAAGGCGAAGGAAGUCGAGGUCACCGGAUCUCAAGGUCGUUGGAAGGGAGCCUGGGGAUAUGAUGACGACGAAGGCCACGUGAGGAUCAAGGACGAGCCAGGUGACGAGCCAACUGCCGUGUCGACAGAUCUUCCAGAACACCAUACAAAGGACGCGCCUUCCUCCCCAGAACUUUCGAAGAAGACAAAACCCAGGAUCAAGCAGCGCAGAAAGCCACGCUUCCGAGACGUCCGCGCAGCACUCGUCAGCGAAGAAGACAAGCAAGAGCAAGAGCGCCACGAACAGAGCAUGAAAGUGCUCGCAGACGAGCUUGGCGAAAUCGUUCUUCCUCCAGUUGCGGCCUCCGACGCUGGUGGUGACACUACCAUGGCAGACGCCGAGGCCCCGAAGCAGGAACAGCCCGUCGACAAGAAAAAGGAUCGUGCCUACCUCUUUCAACUACCUCCUGUACUGCCCAGCCUCAUGGUCGACGACUCGGUCAAGAGGGAGCCCCAGUCACCCGAAGCCACAUCCCGCAGCCACCCGAUCGACCUUGCGACGCCCGAGGCCAACUCUAACCACCCCACCAAGGCCGAAGAUGAAACAGCAGGUAUCGACACCGUGAGCCCCGAGCUCCCCGCUCAACUCGCGUCUGGCGCGGUCGGCAAGUUGCGGGUUCACAAGAGCGGACGCACGACGCUGGAUUGGGGCGGCACCAGCUUGGAGCUUUGCAUGGGAAUGGACGCCUCUUUCCUUCAGGACAUCAUCGUUACCAAGAUCAUCCCAGAGGAGCAGAGAGUGGGCAGGGAUGGCGGUGAGGCCAUGAGCGUCGGUCAGGUCUGCGGCAAAUUCGUCGUCACGCCGGACUGGGACGAGAUUGUGGGAUGA